This is a messenger RNA of Myxocyprinus asiaticus (Chinese sucker), 1781 nucleotides long. RefSeq lists its product as uncharacterized. The record is from RefSeq and is a predicted model, not a curated record. The transcript has 5 exons. Gene Ontology annotation, cellular component: NURF complex; MLL1 complex. Lineage: Eukaryota; Metazoa; Chordata; Actinopteri; Cypriniformes; Catostomidae. The coding region runs from base 206 to 712 and encodes 168 amino acids.
UCAUUUAGACCAAUAAGCGCCUUUGAAUUAGGGUAAUUUCUGUGGCGCACUUCUGCACUGUUUAGUUCGAAUGUUUCUACGAUUGUAUCAUGAUGUGAAAGAUUGAAGAAUAAGUAACGCAGUCAUUUUAGGUACCCAAGUAAAGUCAGCACGCUCCUGACAUUUUUAAAGCGCAGUCGUUAUUUCUCAGUUGUUAAUCAAAACAAUGACUUCGGCCUCUACUAAGGUUGGCGAGAUCUUUUCUGCAGCUGGAGCUGCUUUCACAAAAUUAGGAGAGCUAACCAUGCAGCUGCAUCCUGUGGCAGAUGUCAGUCCAGCAGGGGCACAAAUGAAAACAACAGUCAAGAGGAAGCUCUAUGAAGACAGUGGCAUUCCUUUAUCCUCUGAUUCUACAAAGAAGAGUACCAAAAAGGUGCCCGUUUCUAUGGCUCCCCCUGCUCCACCUACAGUCAUCACCGUGCCAACAUCUCAGGUUAUGGUGACUGGGGGUUUACAGGGUUCAACCACAGUUUCAUCUAGCAUCAAGUCAUCUAAGACUGCAGAUGUCACUCUCAGUGCUCUGAAUGACUCUGAUGUAAACAGUGAUCUGGUAGAUAUAGAGGGGCUUGGUGAUAGUUCCACAUCUAAAAAGCUCAAUUUUGAUCAGGAUAGUCUGAAUCUUGACUCCAGCCUCAUCAUGAAUUCAAGUGACUUGCCUCUGUUAUCCCGUUGAAAUCCUUCAUCUCUUUUACUGAAACAUAUCAUCUGUUAGAAAGGGAACUGAUCAUGUCACUUGAGUGGAGUUCAGCCCAACUACACAAACUCUCAAGUUCUUCAACCUGGACAAAGACCUCUUUUUCCUUUUCUUUUUUUUUUUUUGACAAUAAAGGAAGAUUUAUUUUUGAACACAAGGUUUUGAAAGAUACUAUCAAAUACUGCUCAAUACAUAUUACUGUUCUGGGAUCUAUGGUGGUGGUGCCUAUUUUAAAUAUAUUUUCAGUAAAAGCAUUAUUGUACAUAUUUUUCAACCACUGUCUCUAGAGAUUCAAUGUUGGGGGGCCAAUGCUUUGUUUGAUGAACCGUUAACCAAUUUAAAUGCAGAUUCUGCUAUAGGUUAAAUUAUUUUCUAAUGCUUAGUGCAUUUAUAACAAAAGACUGUAGCUAAAAAUCUCACUCUAAGACAGGGUUUUACUCAAUUUUUCUGAAAUCUUUUUUAGAGCUGUGUGGCAGCUUUAGUGAGUUUUAUCUUUUUAAUUUUUUUGCAUUGUCUCACCAUUCUCUGGUAGUGUGUAAAAGGAAGGUUUCUUCUGUUGAUGGGUUUUCUGAGAUUAGUGGGGUAGGUUAGUGGGUUUUAUUAAUGUAAAUGUUUGAAAGUUUAGAUUAAAACUUGAUUAACAGAAUGUACAGUAUAUUCACUAUGUUAAUUUCCAUUAAUUUUACAAUUCCUUCACUAAAUGUUUGCCUAAAUGUUUCCAUGAACAUGAAACCCUGAGUCUCCCCUUGAAAUCAUACCCAAUGAAACUCUGCCAGUUAAGCCAUUUAUCUGAUCUCUCUUCAUAUAUAAUUUCAUAAUGCAUUGGAAAUUUCUGCCUAUAUCUCUACCUUAUGUCUUUCCCAUUGCUCAUUAUGGCCAAGAGUGCUACUGAUGAGCUAAUGAAACUAGCCAUGAAAUAAAAUUAGACCUGUAUCUGAAUGGCAGCUCUAAGAAGAGUGGUGAAGACAGCACACUUUGGUUUUUAACACAGACUGGAACCAAAUAAUUGACAUUUUGUGUAUUGUAAAUAAACUUGAUUUCACUCAAA